Suncus etruscus (white-toothed pygmy shrew) is the source of this 1305-nucleotide messenger RNA. RefSeq names its product annexin A2 (gene ANXA2). The record is from RefSeq and is a predicted model, not a curated record. The transcript is spliced from 13 exons. The coding region runs from base 76 to 1095 and encodes 339 amino acids. Gene Ontology annotation, molecular function: calcium ion binding; calcium-dependent phospholipid binding; cytoskeletal protein binding. Gene Ontology annotation, cellular component: cytoplasm. NCBI's taxonomy places the organism in Eukaryota, Metazoa, Chordata, Mammalia, Eulipotyphla, Soricidae.
CUGGACUGGGCGGCGGCUCCGGGAACCUUCCAGGGCGAGGCGGCCCGGGGCGGGCGCGGAGGUCUCGCUUUCAAAAUGUCCACUGUUCAUGAAAUUCUGUGCAAGCUCAGCUUGGAGGGUGAUCACUCCACCCCACCCAGUGCUUAUGGCUCCGUCAAGGCCUACACUAACUUCGAUGCUGAGAGGGAUGCCCUGAACAUUGAAACGGCCAUCAAGACCAAAGGGGUGGAUGAAGUCACUAUCGUCAACAUCCUGACCAACCGCAGCAAUGAACAGAGACAGGAUAUUGCCUUCGCCUACCAGAGAAGGACCAAGAAGGAACUUGCUUCCGCGCUGAAGUCAGCCUUGUCCGGCCACCUGGAGACAGUGAUUUUGGGACUAAUGAAAACACCUGCUCAGUAUGAUGCUUCCGAGCUGAAGGCAUCCAUGAAGGGCCUGGGGACUGAUGAGGAUUCUCUCAUUGAAAUCAUCUGCUCAAGGACCAACCAGGAGCUACAGGAAAUCAACAGAGUCUACAAGGAGAUGUACAAGACAGAUUUGGAGAAGGACAUUGUCUCUGAUACAUCCGGUGAUUUCCGCAAGCUGAUGGUGGCUCUUGCCAAGGGCAGAAGAGCAGAGGAUGGUUCUGUCAUUGACUAUGAGCUCAUUGACCAGGAUGCACGGGAUCUGUAUGAUGCAGGCGUGAAGAGAAAGGGAACUGAUGUCCCCAAGUGGAUCAGCAUUAUGACAGAGCGCAGCACGUGUCACCUCCAGAAAGUGUUCGAAAGGUACAGGAGCUACAGCCCUUAUGACAUGGAGGAGAGCAUCAAGAAGGAAGUCAAGGGAGACCUGGAAAAUGCUUUUCUGAACCUGGUUCAGUGCAUCCAGAACAAGCCCCUGUACUUUGCUGACCGCCUAUAUGACUCCAUGAAGGGCAAAGGCACCCGCGAUAAGGUGUUGAUCCGAAUCAUGGUCUCCCGGAGUGAGGUGGACAUGCUGAAGAUCAGGUCUGAGUUUAAGAGGAAGUACGGCAAGUCCCUCUACUACUACAUCCAGCAAGACACCAAGGGUGACUACCAGAAAGCGUUGCUGUAUCUGUGCGGUGGGGAUGACUGAGCCAGAAGACCAAGCACUAGAACCAGAGCUGAACUCCCAGCUAACAGUUGUAGGAUACAGCUUGCAACUAACAGCCCCCAGCAGUCCCCAGAGGGCAACAGCAAGGCCCAGUCCUAUCCCAGCUUCUCUCUUCUUUUAGCCCUAGAGUUGAUCUCUCCAAAGACUGGGGAGUGAAAUCAUGAUGUGAAAAAGUACCCUUUUGUGUACUGU